UGUCGAGACCGAACGUUCAGUUCAUGGCACGCUAACGUUGUUGAGUGCUACGUGAUUUUCCAUUCAGUUCAGCGGUUAGCCCCAGCAUUCUGGCAUUGUUAGAGUCGGUAACAAAGAACAUGUCUUAUUGGUCUUCAGUUACUUUCCACCGAGUGUGAACAAUGUGAAACAGACAAGUGAACGUAUGCUGUAGCUGUGUGGAGUCAUAUGGAACAGGAAAAAUAUGUCCAUCGCCUGCGAAACAUUUGUUCAGAAUGCUUGGAAGAAAGAUUUGUGUUCUAACUGUUUCAAGAGCGUGUCUGAUCACUGUUUAGAUCAACAGAACUAUUCAGAAAACAAAAACACUAGUUAUAUGUCAAAUUCAUGUCUUGCCUACCAAUCAUCUAGCAGUUCUUAUAUAAAAGAUCGAAUACUCGUCGAGACGUCUAAAAAUUCUCAAAAUCAAAACAUCGCGCAACUCAAAUUAAAAACAUUCGGCCCUGGUGUGAGAAACACUCAAAAUGAGUUGCACAAAGAAAUAUCUCAUCAAUUUACUAAUAACGAGGUAGUUGUUAAAAAAGGUGAAAAUCUUGAAGCUUCCUCUUCUUUCUUAAGAAUAUUAAAGGAUCAGAAGAAGAGAGAAACAAAGAAGACUGCGGUUUCCUUUGCAGAAGGACCGAUUGAAAUUAUUGGUUACGGAGGAAAUGAAUUUGACUCUGAUGAUGAGUGGGAUCUCGAAUCGUGUGUCAGUGAUAUUGACUUGGAAAGUUUGGAUGUAACUGAAGAGGAUAAACUUACUACUAAACUGACAAAAGAAAACACAGAAUUUAAUUCAACUCAAAGAAACCUUUUGAACAAUAACAGCUCCCAGCAAGAACCUCUCUCUUUCAAACAAGAAUCGUUGAGGGGCACUUUUCAUUAUCAAGAUAACACCGAAACCAAACAGAAUAAAACUGAAAAAUGCUCCUUAUUGAACUCUAAUUCAAAUGCAUACCAAAAUCAACAUGUUGAAAAAUUCCAAAGGUCAUCACUUGAUUCGCAUUCACAACGAAGACGAGAUCCACUUCCUAGGGCUUCGGUUAAGCCUUUUAUAAAACAGGCAUCUUGGUCUAGUGGGCACGAAAUUAAGUCAACAGAGCAGUUUAAUAAAAUAGAAAUUACAUUUACCACCUCAGAUGAUAAAUCAAUAGAGAAAUCAGUGACUGGUAUUUCCAAUAAAAACAACGACCCCCUUUAUAGAAACGACCAGCUGCUUGAAACUAGAAGUAACGAAUUACCACACGCAUCAGAUAAUGUUUUAGAAUCACUACCAACUCACGGUAACUUUCAUGAACUUUCCAGUUUUGAUUUGGAGCAACCACAGUCGUUACCAACUAUUAGCCAUAAAGAAUACCCUUCCCAGUAUUAUAACCAAACAUCGUUUUCUCUCGAGAGUGUAAAAUCUCUAAAGACCGACUUUUCAUCGUUUAAUUUUCCCUCUACUGAAGCUGUUAUGAUCGAAAGAAGUGACAAUAGGUCAUUUAAUUUUCCACAGAGUGAAGACCAAAUUGGUCUUAAAGAAGUUCCUCGUGUGUCUUUUCUUCACGGUAUCGGAAAAAAACUGUCAAAGGAUUUAUUUUCAGAUAAAAUAUCUGAAGAUAAGAAAAGUGACACUGAGUGCCCCGAGAGUGGUCAACAAUGUGUUAAAGGCACACUGUCAGCUGUUACAGAUACAUCACCUCGUGUUUAUUCAAAUGUGGAUAAACAUAGCAACACUUGCAGAGAAAUCUUAUCUUCAGUUUCCAAGGUGAAGAAUACUUGUUGGGGAAAAAAUAAAUCUAUCGAAAGCGCAAAGACGACCACAUCGACCGCUCAGGACGUUAGUAUCCGAGUACAAGAAAAUAUGCACAAUGUUGUUUCUAAUACGUCGGAUUUUAACAACAGCGAUUCUCGUUUUUUAGACAGCUCCUCUAAUCUAGAUUCUGGUCACAAAAAUGAACGCAAAGAAAAGCUUGCUGCUUUAGCCGUUGAACUCGAAAAAGUUCGCAGUGAACAUAUUACCAAAAGAAAAGCACCGCCACCACCAAAGACACCGGAAAUUUGUUUUGAUUCCGAAAUUACAACUACUCGGGAAUCGAACAUUAAACAAGAAGUCGAAAUAUGCACACAGAUACCUGACUACAGAAAUAAUUCUAGUCCCCUUUCUUGCGUAAAAAGAGAGGGUAAUUACUCGGACACUAGAAAAUUGAAUUCAAAAGAAUUCAUCAACAGUCAAGCUUUGUCCAAACCUAUCGGUAAUCAAUGGCAACGAAGGAAUUCAACGGGAUCAGAAGAUAGCACGUGCACCAAAAUGAAAAAAAGUAAGUUUUCGCUAAAGAGGUUCAUUAAAAGAGCGAAUGAUUCGAAAUUAAUAAAAGUAACACCUACCAAAAAUGUCAUAUUAUCAUCUCAGGUCAAAACGUUAAAAGAGGAAUAUAAUUUUGACAAUAAUUUAACGCACCCAUCUUACAAACUGUCCAAAAACAACCAGAUUACUUCAAACUCGGUUUGUGAUUCUUCUGGCGCUUGGGAGAAGAAAAAUCAAAGUCCAUCUCAAACUAUUGUGAAUAAGAAGCAAGAAGACAAUCAGCAGAAGGACGUGUUGAUUAAUCAACGUGACACUCGGAUGGAGAAAGAAUAUAAUAAGCACGAUGGAGUUACAAACAUGGUGUUGCAGAGGUUCGAAGAAAGUGAAGCCACCUUCUCUUCGCUGCCUUUCAUACCGUACUCCAAUACGACAUCGUUGACACCUCCCACACCUGAAGAAAAUGUAGAAGAGUUAGCUACAACGCGGCCACCAAGACCUCCUCGCCCCUUCAUUAUUCCAAGAAAGACGACCAACAGUACUGGCCAGCUAAUGCCUACUAAGCCCCCACCUCCAGCAGUUAAGACCAGGGAAAAGGCAUCUAAAGGGAAUUCAACAGUUAAGUCAAAUCAAGAUAAACCACAACCAUCUCUUAGACACAGUCAAUCUAGCGUGCAAUCUGACUAUGCUAAUCUUGGUGAUGUUAGGUCAAACUUGGCGCCCAAAAAGCCGGAAAGAACUUCCAUAUUUACAAAUAUGCAAAAUACUGAAGAAAAUGUCGAGUGUCAACAAUUAAAUACCCAACAAAAGUACGGUCUGCGUGAAGAGUUUGGGGGCAAUAACAAAAAUGAGCAACUUGGUGAUGAGCUAUGUCAAGACUCAAAUAAUCAGUUUCCACCAGAUACAAACAAAUUUUCAACUCCAGAUAGAUCACCUAGUGAGGACAGUGGGUCAUCCUCCUGGAGAAACCUACAGAAAAGUUAUGCUACAGUUACAGCUUCCUGUCAGGAAGCAUUGGUAGCUCUUCUUGACCAGGCUCUCAAGAUCAGGACCACUCUAUUGAAAAAGCCUGAUGGAAGAAGUUUAAAAUGGACUGAUUUUGUAUUAGAGUGUAAUGAACCGGUUUUGCUACCUGGUGGACGGUUGUGCUAUCAUGGUACUUACCAGCAUGACUCUAGCGUUAAUCUAACUUUAGUGGUAUGUUCUUCAAAUGUAACACCAUCUUGCAGCCAGAAACCUUUAAGUUAUCCCAUUCUAGAGCAGUUUUAUGACGUGUUACCAAGAUCCCAUUACCCAAACCCUCCAGCCCAGUUCUCACUGAGACAUGUUCCAGUUUUGGUAAAUGUUUUGAUCAGGGCUGAUGUGUUUCCUCUCCAAACCUGUCCUCUUACGAAAGGUUCGAGUGUUCCUCAAGUAAAAGAAACCAUCACUGAACGCGAAUUGGGUUUUCUUCUUCUUCAAGUAAUUCAAGCUUUGAAAUCUGUGCAAACAUCAGGAACGGAGGCUAUCAAUAUAAAAAGUGAAGAUUUCAUGGUUGUUCAAACAAAGCACGACCAGCAGAGUCACAUCUUAGUUCUUGGCCAACUCUUGUCUGACGAAACGGAGAGUCUCUUCACCAAAUUACAAAAUAGUGUUGACGAUGACAAAGUCUCCCUCUGCCAAUUCGCCCAGAAGACCUUACUCAAAUUUCUUGGCGUGGCCACAAUUUCAGAAAUUAAAUGCUCCUCUCGAAUUAUACUAGGGCCUAUCUCAGCAACGACUUUCAGCAAUGUAGCUAAAAUACUUGAUCAAGAAAAAUCGUAUUCCUUAUCUCAUGCAAAGGCACUUUUGGAAUUUCUAUUGUGGGGUCCCGAAAUGAAUCAAUUCAGUAAAACCGCUGAACAGGAAGAAGUAGAGCAAUUCUUGCAGCAAUGGCUAGAUAUUCAACGUGCUGAAAGUUUGAAUGCACUAACGAACACACUUUCUAUUCCUUUAAAUAUUUAUGAAGAAAAACGCUUGUUGUUUUUGAUUCGCACUAAUUGUAAAGUAUUGAAAGAACUUUGGUUAAUGUUAAAUGAUAGCACUUUAUAGUUAGAAACACUUUAGUUGACAAAUCAUGUUUAUAGUGUAUAUAUUAACAUUUGCAAAAUCUAGAACGAGUUUUGCAUUGCUUA
Messenger RNA from Limulus polyphemus (Atlantic horseshoe crab), 4455 nucleotides. RefSeq lists its product as uncharacterized. Bases 224 to 4372 code for a protein of 1382 amino acids. NCBI's taxonomy places the organism in Eukaryota, Metazoa, Arthropoda, Merostomata, Xiphosura, Limulidae. The record is from RefSeq and is a predicted model, not a curated record. The transcript has 8 exons.